AUGGAUAUCCCACCGCACAUUAUUCGAUGGUCUGCAUCUUUCCUGAAAGGAUGCCAAGCCAAAGUACGCGUCAACAGUAAAUCCUCUCCUUUAAUGCUUUUCCACCGUGGCGUGCCACAAGGAACAGUCCUCGGCCCACUUAUGUUCAUUAUCGUCAUGAACACACUAAGCAAACGAUUAUCCCAAGUUCCCUUAUUAUUUCAUGGAUUUUUCGCCGAUGAUCUCACGCUAGCAGUACGACACGUCAACAGAGACAUCAUAAACAGUACGCUGCAACAAGGAAUAAACACAGUGGACGAAUAG
Messenger RNA from Trypanosoma theileri, 303 nucleotides. RefSeq names its product Tbingi protein. Lineage: Eukaryota; Euglenozoa; Kinetoplastea; Trypanosomatida; Trypanosomatidae. The record is from RefSeq and is a predicted model, not a curated record. The coding region runs from base 1 to 303 and encodes 100 amino acids. The transcript has a single exon.